Messenger RNA from Nakaseomyces glabratus, 2214 nucleotides. It is a transcript of the gene RGD2, whose product is annotated as GTPase-activating protein RGD2. The record is from RefSeq and is a predicted model, not a curated record. Gene Ontology annotation, biological process: small GTPase-mediated signal transduction. Gene Ontology annotation, cellular component: plasma membrane; cytoplasm; division septum. Gene Ontology annotation, molecular function: GTPase activator activity. NCBI's taxonomy places the organism in Eukaryota, Fungi, Ascomycota, Saccharomycetes, Saccharomycetales, Saccharomycetaceae.
AUGCCUUCUUUCAUAGAUACUUUUUGGUCGGACGAUCUACAAAGUGGUUUAGAUGUACUAUUUUCUAGACUUUACCAUGGUUGUGAUCAAUGUGAUUUAUAUAUACAGAUGUUUGCUUCCCGGAUGCAAUAUGAAGUCGGUUAUGGUAAGCAACUAGCUGGUAUUAGAACGAAUAUCGAUGGACUUGAUACUGUUAUGCAUUCCAACUCCACUGAAGAUCCAAAUACAGGCGAUAAAAGCGAUGAAUCACACUCAGAUAAUAAGAAAGGUCGAUGGGAGCCUACUACAGUUGUGGCUCUUAGUGGUAUGUUAGACCAGAUGGUAGUAGAGGGAAAGCAGCAUAUCAUGAUCGCAUCGAAUAUUGAAACAAUGGUUUUACAACCGUUCAGUAAAUGGUGCACAGAACAUAGAGAGAGAGUCAAAUUUUCAGAAUCACUACUGAGUAAAAAUGUAAAGAAUUUUAAGAAAUCUAGAAUAUACGUAAAGAAAUUGGAGAAUGACUACUUCAGCAAAUGUAGGGCAUUGGAGGAUUUUAAAAAUGAAAACUUUAAUGAUGAGGAGCUUGCCGCCGCCAUGCGGGCUCUAAAAAUUCAAAAAAAAUACAUAAGUGAUAGAGAAAAGGAAAAGGAUAAUCAAAUUUUUAUUAAGCUGAAUACGCUUGAGUUGGAUCACAAAUCCACAAGGGAAAUUAUAAUAGCGUUGCUGAAAGAUCUGCCAAAGUCUGAAUUUCGUGUUCCUUUAAUUAAUUAUACCCUUAAUAAUACUAAUAGUGGUAGAGAAAUCACAGAUUUUCUAAAGACUGCUCUUUCGAUAAAAGAUCUUGAUGAGGCAGAGGCAUUUGGACAAGAGCUCCUGAAUUUAGGUUUCAUCAAGUAUUGUAAUGGUGUAGGGACUACAUUUGUGAACUCUAAGAAAUUUCAGUAUCAGUGGAAACCGUACGCAUACAAGUAUGCUCGACUAUCAUACAGUGAUGGAAGCAAUAAUGUUUUGUCAAGCUCUCUUACUAAAGACUUUGAAAAUAACGUAUCCACAUACCUUCAAGAUAUGACAACAAAGAUCUCGCAACGUGCUGUGUCUAAUGAAACUAAUGGGUCCCCUAAUGUCAAUGAAAAAGAACGCAUUUUCUUUAAACUCUUGAAGGAAAUGGAAGAUGCUGAUAAUAAAUAUUAUAAAGAAGCGUUCAAAAUGGACUCAUUGCGGUGUUCUGUAGAGGAGUUAGUCAUAGAUCACUUGUCAUUUAUGGAAAAGUGUGAAUCAGAUAGAUUAAAAGCUAUAAAGAAAGCAACGUUAGAUUUCUGUUCGACUAUGGGCAACAAAAUAACAAGCCUGAAAUUAUCAUCUGAGAAGCUAUUGGACUUUGAAGAUUCGAUAGACCCAUCUGCUGAUAUGCUGGCAUUACUAACAAAUUAUCAUACCGGUGUUUUUCAUCCAAGAGCUAUUACGUACAAUAAUUACUAUAACCCAGGAAGUUUCCAAAAUUUUGGUAUUGACUUAGAAACUAGAUGUAGGCUCGAUAAAAAGGUUGUGCCUUUGAUUAUAUCUGCUGUGUUGACGUAUAUGGAUUCAGUAUAUCCAGAUAUGAUAAAUGAUAAAAUCCGAACGUUGACGUGGAUUUCACCUGUUAAAUUGAAUUCCACACAUCAACUUCGUAGUUUGCUAAAUAAGAGACAAUUUUCUGAUGAGAAAGAAAUUCUAGAACUAUUAAAGGUUAAUGAUGUUGAAGCUAGUACCGUUGCCAGUAUAGUUAAGCUAUAUUUAUUAGAACUACCUCAGCCUUUAAUUCCCAAAGAUUUAUCUGAAGUGCUUAGCGAAUUGUAUAUACAAUUUCCCCUGGAUAUGGAUAAAAGCGGUGACAAUGAGAAUUGUGACAAUGAAUUGCAAGUCGAUGAAAACAAACACAAGAGAAUUACUGGCUUAUUUACUAUUCUUUCUUCACUUUCGAAGACUCAUUUGGCAACCUUGGAUUCCAUAGCAACGCAUUUUCACAGAUUAAUAAUGAUCUUAAAAAUGGGGGAUAAUAAAGAGGAUAUUGCUUCAACUUUUACCGAUUCUAUAUCUCAGGAAUUUGCCUCCUGUAUAAUUCAAGCAAGUACGGUUGAAGACAAUGACUUGGGCUACAAAAUUUUUUAUGACCUUCUAACAAAUAAAGAGCAUAUCUUUUCAAAUCUUAAGAGGCAAGGAUCUAAGAAGGAUUUAAAAUCGCAUAGUAAAUAG